Molecule: messenger RNA, 903 nt
Organism: Arachis duranensis
Lineage: Eukaryota; Viridiplantae; Streptophyta; Magnoliopsida; Fabales; Fabaceae
Product: putative F-box protein At4g22660
Exons: 3
Coding region: 1-903 (300 amino acids)
Source: RefSeq, a predicted model, not a curated record
AUGGGUGGAGUUGAUCAAUGGACAAGCAUACAUCAAGAUUUGUUGAACCAAAUUACAAAGCGGUUCUAUUCAUACGAUGAAUACCUUCAAUUUCGAUUCGUCUGCAAGCAAUGGAACUUCAAUCUUCCACAGAACCCCAGUGGCAACAAAGUUCCGUGGCUGCUAUUGCCUAUUGCUACUGCUGCUGCUAAGAGAUCUUCCAAAAAACCUAAGAUAUAUGAAGGUACCAUUUCAAAAUUAACUGAGAGACGAACCCGUAUCUUUGAAGAGGAGGAGAUUUACUAUCUUACAAUGCCAGAGCUGCAAUACAACAAAAUUUGUGGAUCUUGUCAUGGAUGGAUAAUAAUCGUAUUAAUAUACGAAGGCACCAUACAAAUGUUAAAUCCAUUUACAAAGGUUAGCUUCGAUCUUCCUCCAAUUUCAACUCUUCCCAAUGUAAUUGAUAUUCAUGGUGACAAAUGCACUUUUAAUUUUGAGAAUAGGGUUGGCACUCUAGAUACGAUUUCAAUGCAUAAAAUGAAUGUUUGGAAGGUUAUUACGAAUUCAGCACCUAACAAUGAUCGUUACAAUGAUUUUAUGGCCGUGAUCAUAUACGGAUGUGGUAUAAAAUUGGCCUUUUACAAGCCCAAUAAUCCGAGAUGGAUCAAGUUUCCAACAAAUCAUAGGUGUAUUGUAGAUGUCAUAUUUUUUCAAGAGAAGAUAUAUGCAGUGGGCUAUGACUUCCAGAUAUAUGAAUUUGAUAUAAAGGAAAAAUUAGAGCCAAUAUUGGCAAGCAAUUGCAAAGGAAAUAAGAUCUAUUUUAAUGAUAAUGGAUUAAAUCCAUCGAAUUCGAAUGGUGUUUGGCAUCAUGACAUUGGCAUAUUCAAUUUGGAAGAUGGUAGCUGUAAAAGAGUUCCUUUUUGA